Stegastes partitus (bicolor damselfish) is the source of this 1413-nucleotide messenger RNA. RefSeq names its product 3-oxo-5-beta-steroid 4-dehydrogenase-like. Gene Ontology annotation, molecular function: Delta4-3-oxosteroid 5beta-reductase activity. Gene Ontology annotation, biological process: bile acid biosynthetic process. The transcript is spliced from 9 exons. Lineage: Eukaryota; Metazoa; Chordata; Actinopteri; Pomacentridae. The coding region runs from base 120 to 1100 and encodes 326 amino acids. The record is from RefSeq and is a predicted model, not a curated record.
UAUGGUCCGUGGUCAAAGAGCAGCAGUCACAAGCCUGGAUAAGCUUGUGUUUAAUUGCACAGACUUUGGCUUGCAGCACUGGCAAAGACUGCCUUUCCACAGCACACAAUUUCACCAACAUGGAACUGACUGCAGAGAAUCACUCCAUUCCCCUGAGUGAUGGCAACAGCAUACCUCUGAUAGGACUGGGAACAUAUGGGAAUCCCUCCACGACUCCAAAAGGAACUACAUGUGAAUCAGUCAAAGUGGCUAUCGAGAAAGGGUACAGGCACAUUGAUGGGGCUUUGGUUUAUUUUAAUGAACAUGAAGUGGGACAAGCAAUAAGGGAAAAAAUAGCUGAUGGAACGGUGAAGAGAGAGGACAUCUUCUACUGCGGAAAGCUGUGGAACACAUUUCAUCCCCCAGAGCUUGUCCGGCCUGCUUUGGAGAAAACCCUACAGACCCUGCAGCUGGAUUACGUUGACCUCUAUAUUGUGGAGUUGCCCACAGCCUUCAAGCCGGGAGAUACAUUCUACCCCAGAGAUGAGAAUGGGAAGUACCUUUACCAUGAAACGGACCUCUGCGCUACAUGGGAGGCUCUGGAAGCCUGCAAAGACGCCGGGCUGGUAAAGUCUCUUGGAGUUUCCAACUUCAACAAGCGGCAGCUGGAGUUAAUCCUUAACAAACCCGGACUGAAACACAGACCUGUGUCGAACCAGGUUGAGUGCCAUCCCUAUUUCACUCAGCCAAAGUUGCUUGAAUAUUGCCGGCAGAAAGAUAUCGUCAUCGUGGGUUACAGCCCCCUGGGGACAUCUAGAGACGCAUCCUGGGUCAACCUGAAAUGCCCCCCAUUGUUGGAGGAUGAGCUGCUGGCGUCAGUUGCCAGGAAGUAUAACAAGACCACAGCUCAGGUGUGCCUGAGGUUCAACGUGCAGAGAGGAGUGGUGGUCAUCCCCAAGAGCUUCAACCCUACUCGCAUUAGGGAGAACUUUGAGAUAUUCGACUUCUCUCUCUCCGACGCUGAGAUGAAGGCGAUUGAGGGGCUGAACAAGAACAUUCGCUUUGUGGAGCUUCUCAUGUGGUCUGAUCACCCGGAGUACCCGUUUCAUGAUGACUACUAGACCUCAUCGAUAUCAAGACUUAGCAAUUGUUCUUGUUUUUACAACAUUAUGACUUUAACUAAGAAGUAGUUUUACAACAACUUUUAUUUACACUACAUUUUAUGGCAUGUUUAACAUGUUCAACUAUUUCCCUGAGGUUUACACCGAAGGGAUCAAUAAAGUUUUAUUCUAUUCUAUUCUUAUAUAUACUUUAUUACCCUGUACUUUGUUAAGAACGCAAUGGUGAUUAUUUUAACAAAGUCCGUCUGUGUCCGUACUAACUAGAUUUCUAAGCCCCAAAAAAAUAAAACUAAUAAUAAAUAAAUAAAACUGC